UCGCCGAUUCAUAGACAUACCAGUGUGUAUUCCGGUUCACUGGCAAUAACACUAACCACAGAUCAAUCAGGCGAACGUUUAAUUUCUUAGAGCAACUCGUUCGUCGUACGUUACUCAACUAAUAUUGGUAUUAGAUUCUCUUGUUUAAAUUUGCCGACUAUACCAAUUGCUGUACAUCUGUGUUACCAUAAAAUGUUAUCCAGAACACUAGUGUGCGUGUUCCUUCUAACUUGCCGGAGCAACGCUGCUCCAACGGCGAACGAGCGUAUGACGUUGACGAAGAUGAUGGCGGAGGAUCUCGACGGUACGGCCAGUGGCUACGUGUACAAUCAGCAACAGGGUAUUCCGGUUUACUACGUGCAGUACAGCAAUCACGGAAGUGGACGGUACUACCAUGCACCGGACGUCGUGCAGUACGUUGCUACACCUGUUGCACACAGUGUUCCUGAAACGACGCUUUUGCACCCCUAUGUAAGCACCGAGGAUGUUCUGCUCUCCAACCACCAAGGAACUGUCAAUUACGGUAACGAGCGAUCGCUGGAUCAUUCAGUGGCCCCUACCAAGCCUCUGCUACGCGUCCCGUAUUACGUUGAUGGAAAGGUCGUCGAGAACGAGGGGAAUGACAAAGAAGAAACACAGGAGAAGAGUGGCGUCGAGGAUCAUGGUAACGAGGAAAGUAUGGAGGAUGAUAGCGACGAGGAAGGAGGAGAGGAAGAGAUUGAUCAUCGGGAUGAUAUCGAUGGAGAGAUUCACGAUGGAUAUCACGGUGGAUCGAUGAAAAUGUUCGACCAUGGUGAUGGUUACGAUCAUGAGGCAAUCGGUGGAUCUAAGGGUGAUGAAGGUUUUUUGGAGGAAGGAAAGGGAGAGAAACACGCGAAUGAAGAGUAUUCGAAGAAAGUGGUGAAGGGAGAGAAGGGAUAUAAAAAGGAGAAAGAGUUUAGUAAAGCGGAAUCUGGUAGCGACGAUAAUGGACACGAGGAAGGAUACCAUAAGAACGGAGGUAAACACAAAAAAGGACACGUGGUCGAAGAUGAAAAACAUGGUUCCCGCGAGGAGGCAGAGAAAGGCAAAGAAGGAAGUAGUUACGGGCAUUCGUCCUACCAUAAGAAGGGGCAGAAAACUAAUGGUUUCCACAAUAUCUAUCACAAGGAUGAAUACAAGAAGGAGACGGACUUUUACGACGAUGAUUAUAAGAAGGGUGAUUUCGAGGAGCACGAGGAAUUCGACACAGGUUACAAGACCGACGAGGGUGAUUUUAAGAAAGGCGGACAUCAUUCUUCUGGACGUGAUUAUCAAGAUCAUGGAGAGAAAGGAAGUUACGAUAAGGGACACUAUGACAACCAGGACCAAGGUCAACAGGUCGAAGAAGGCGAAAAAUCGCAUUAUUCAAACCACGAGGAUUAUAAUGUCGAAGAGGAUUCAAAAUCGGAUAGAAUAUACAAGUUCCAUAAAGGAGAUGAUUGAUCGAUAUCGUAUCAUUUACUGUAUCAGUGAUAUUAUAAGCCGUGUUAUUGUUUUGUUUAUAUCGUAAACUGCGUUCCAUAAUAAUAAUAAUAAAAAAAAUA
Molecule: messenger RNA, 1565 nt
Organism: Bombus terrestris (buff-tailed bumblebee)
Lineage: Eukaryota; Metazoa; Arthropoda; Insecta; Hymenoptera; Apidae
Product: sarcoplasmic reticulum histidine-rich calcium-binding protein
Exons: 2
Coding region: 193-1464 (423 amino acids)
Source: RefSeq, a predicted model, not a curated record